CACCUGAAUUCUCAUUAUGUUUUCGAUCAAGUUUUUUUGCAUUCUUGGAGUGGCUAGUGUGUCAGUUCAAGCUAUCGAAUUUCAAAUCAAAAAUAAUGAAGGUGGACAAGUGUGGAUUGGUAUUCAAGGAAAUCCUGGCCAUCAACAUCUGAGAAAUGGAGGAUUUUCUCUUGGUCCUAGACAACAGGUCUCUGUUUAUGCCCCUGACAACUGGGCUGGCCGUUUCUGGGCCAGGACCUUCUGCGAUCCAAACACAAGACACUGCUUAACCGGAGACUGCGGAAACCGUUACGAAUGUGCAGGAGCUGGUGGAAAUCCCCCAGCCUCUCUGGCUGAGAUCACUCUCAAAGGACACGAAGGUCUGGACUUCUACGACAUUUCCCUCGUCGACGGUUUCAACUUGAAAGUAUCGAUGGCGCCACUUGGAGGACAAUCUGACGGUGGUCGCUACAGCUGCAAAAGGGCAGGGUGUGACAACCCUAUCAACAACCAUUGUCCAGGAGAAUUACAGUUGAAGGGACCCAAUAACUGGGUGAUUGGUUGCAAGUCAGCUUGUCUUGCGUUCAACAGCGAUCAGUACUGCUGUAGGGGGGCCCAUGCGUUCCCUUGGACUUGCAGGGCGUCGGAUUGGCCAAGGAACUACCCUGCUAUGUUCAAGGGAUGGUGCCCCGAUGCCUACAGCUAUGCUUACGAUGAUCACAAGAGUACUUUUACUUGUAGGAACGUACCAGUGUACAGGAUUGAAUUUGGAGGUUGAAGCUUGGAUGAAGAAAUUUUGCUGAGGAUGAAUAAAUAUAGACAUUUCUUGUAAAAUUUAUUUUUGAACUCCUUCUUUACUAAAAAGUUUUUCAACUUGACAUAAAAAAAGAGUAUAUUUUAAGAGAAAUCAA
This is a messenger RNA of Harmonia axyridis, 890 nucleotides long. RefSeq names its product pathogenesis-related protein 5-like. The coding region runs from base 17 to 757 and encodes 246 amino acids. The transcript is spliced from 3 exons. Lineage: Eukaryota; Metazoa; Arthropoda; Insecta; Coleoptera; Coccinellidae. The record is from RefSeq and is a predicted model, not a curated record.